AUGUCGUUCAGGCGGCACUUCUCUCGCGUCGGCUCCGCCGAGCGCUGCACAGAGACCACCAACGACAGGAAGCGUGGGCAGCAGCAGCGCGGCAAGGGCCGCGGUGCCAGGGGCCGUGCCGAUGCUGGACCCCGUCUCGUUGACAAGAACGCGCUGUCCGCGCGCGGCAGCAGGCCCUCGCGCCAGUCGCGCUCGCCGUCGCCCGACUCUCCGCCCGCCAAGCGGGCCGCCUCCGCUGACUCGUCCGGCUAUGAAACCGAUACGCCGGACGAGGUGCAGCAGGAGGCGGUCCGCAGGGUAUGCGGCGCGCUCGGCAUGAGGGAGCAGUUCGAGGCGGCGAUGGUGGCGGGCGAGCUGCUCGAGAUGCUCGAGAGCUUGCCGCGAGGGGCGGUCGAGGCCUCCGUCCGACAGAUGCGGGGUUACAACCGCACGGACGAGUGGCCAGAGCCCAUUCUCACCAGCCUUACCCCGCAGCGCGGCCGCUCGCCAAGCCCCGUCGAUGAGUGGUCAGAUGGGACCGAUUCCGUGAGGGCUGGGUAUCGAUUAGGCCGCUUGAGGGCCGGAUCUAUUGCUGUUUACCUGCUCUAA
Emiliania huxleyi CCMP1516 is the source of this 588-nucleotide messenger RNA. RefSeq lists its product as hypothetical. Lineage: Eukaryota; Haptophyta; Isochrysidales; Noelaerhabdaceae. The record is from RefSeq and is a predicted model, not a curated record. The transcript has 3 exons. Bases 1 to 588 code for a protein of 195 amino acids.